Molecule: messenger RNA, 1132 nt
Organism: Cicer arietinum (chickpea)
Lineage: Eukaryota; Viridiplantae; Streptophyta; Magnoliopsida; Fabales; Fabaceae
Source: RefSeq, a predicted model, not a curated record
UUCAAAGGGAGAGGCUAAAUGGACACUAUGGUGUGACUGCAUUUGUUAUAAGCAACACAUUAUCUGCAACACCAUUCUUAAUAUUAAUCACUUUUCUCUCUGGAACAAUUUGUUACUUCAUGGUUCAACUACAUCCUGGCUUUUCCCAUUACAUUUUCUUUGUGUUGUGUCUCUAUGCAAGUGUCACAGUUGUUGAAAGCUUAAUGAUGGCAAUUGCUAGUAUUGUUCCUAACUUCCUCAUGGGAAUUAUCAUUGGAGCUGGGAUUCAAGGUAUAUUCAUGUUGGUCUCUGGCUACUUUAGGCUCCCACAUGAUAUCCCAAAGCCUGUUUGGUGAUAUCCAAUGUCAUACAUUAGUUUCCACUAUUGGGCAUUACAGGGUCAAUACCAAAACGAUCUUAAGGGUUUGAUAUUCGACAACCAGACACCUGAUCUUCCAAAGAUACCAGGCGAAUACAUCUUGGAGUAUGUAUUCCAAAUCGACGUCAAAAGAUCAAAAUGGAUAGAUUUAAUUGUGAUCUUAAGCAUGAUUAUCAUCUACCGCAUUAUUUUCUUCAUCAUGAUUAAAAUCAAUGAAGAUGUUACUCCUUGGGUUAGAGGGUAUCUUGCUAGGAGAAGAAUGCAACAAAAGAGUGGAGCUCAAAACACAACUAUUGCACCUGAUGUUCUCACUCAAUCUCCAUCUUUGAGAGCCUACAUUUCUAAUCAAAGGUAGGAAUUAUAGUCCUCUUUUGAUUAUUACUUUAUUUCACUUUAAUUAAUCAUGUGGACUUUUUUGUGUGUAUCUCUUUAAAAUGGCUUGUGAACAUUUUAUAAAGAGAGAUAUGGAAAUUUCACAUGAUAAACUAAUGUGAAAUUAUAUUAUAUGGUGAUACAUUAGCUUGAAGAUUGAGAUUAAAGAUAAGAAAUUAUGUCCUCCAAAUUUGAAUGAAGAUUGAAGCUUGUAGUUUUAAAUAGGAUUAGAUUUAUAUUUAACUAUAAUUCUUAUCAUUUUCAUAGGUGUUUUGCUUUUAACUAUGUUGAUAUAUGAAUUCUAGAGUGUUUAUUAUCAACUCAUGAAAUUCUAUUCUCAGUGUCCUCCUAUAUUUCAUUAAUGCUUGUUUGGUGGAACAAAUAUAAGUGAUUUGAGUAUAA